Molecule: messenger RNA, 717 nt
Organism: Aspergillus puulaauensis
Lineage: Eukaryota; Fungi; Ascomycota; Eurotiomycetes; Eurotiales; Aspergillaceae
Product: adenylate kinase ADK2
Exons: 2
Coding region: 1-717 (238 amino acids)
Biological process (GO): nucleobase-containing compound metabolic process
Cellular component (GO): mitochondrion; cytoplasm
Molecular function (GO): AMP kinase activity; ATP binding
Source: RefSeq, a predicted model, not a curated record
AUGACCCUCACAGCUCGGCAGCUCAAAAAGGCUGCGCGGAUCAUCCUCGUCGGCGCUCCGGGGGUGGGGAAGGGAACCCAGACCGAAAGAUUGCUCUCCAAAUUCCCUGAGCUUGCUUCAAUCAGCUCAGGCGAUUUGCUGCGCGAAAAUGUCCGAAACAAGACCCCGCUGGGUUUGGAAGCAGAAGCGACAAUCCAAGCAGGGAACCUUGUUCCUGACUCCAUGAUCCUCAACCUUAUCUCCUCCGAAUUCAACACCAGAGGCUGGCUCUCACAGCCAUCGAACCCAUCAAGGCCCCCAUCGAUUUCGCACUCGGCGUCCUUUAUUUUGGACGGUUUCCCUCGCACCGCUUCUCAGGCCACAAGCCUAGAUUCCCUCGUCCCCAUCAAUUUUGUCGUCCACUUAGUCACGCCACCCUCAAUAAUCCUCUCUCGCAUAGGGUCACGCUGGGUACACGAGCCUUCUGGGAGGGUAUACAAUACAGAUUUCAACGCUCCGAAAGUCCCGGGGAAGGAUGAUGUUACAGGGGAACCUUUGACGCAAAGAGAAGACGAUUCAAUUGAUACAUGGAAACAACGACUUCACAAAUUCGAAGAAACGAGUAAAGCACUACUUCAACACUAUCACCGUAAGGGCUGUUUAUGGCGUGUUGAAGGCAACUCAAGUGACGAGAUUACACCGAAGCUUCUUGCGGAGUUUGAGCGGAAAUUUUGUUAG